Clonostachys byssicola is the source of this 3627-nucleotide messenger RNA. Lineage: Eukaryota; Fungi; Ascomycota; Sordariomycetes; Hypocreales; Bionectriaceae. The record is from the annotation of a GenBank genome assembly.
AUGUCACCUUCUGAAGCAUUGGGAUUUAAGCAUCUCCGACAUUCCUUUGAAAAACGGCUUAUUAGACUUAUACAUGCGAUUGAUGGGGAAGAUGUCCUCCAGCCCGAUGAGGAAGGGCGGGGGACCAUUCUUACAUUUGAUGUUACUGGAAAUAUCAUAUUUCACAAAGGCACUACCUUGAAGCUUUCCUUCAAGUCAGGCCAAGCGAAACUGCCAGUUUCUUGGGCAGUCAUUGGUUUUUCGGACCACAGAUUGCAUGGCUCGCUAUCUCUACCAGCCACCAACCCCUUUGAUAAGGGCUCGCUGGGCGGUGAUGCUCGACUGCCCCAGCCGCUUAUCAGUGUUCAAGGUCUCCAAGACGGCCAGUCAGAAUUAGUAUUGACCAUCGAGGACCCCGAGGCAACGUCGCGUUUUCCGUCCUCCCUCUGUCCUCACUGCAUCCUCCGUAUCACGGUGACUUUGAGCGAGUGGCCCAACGAAGUCGAUUUUGAGGUGUCCAACAAUCCGUACAUGAAGAAUGGCGUGAAACUGUCUAUCCCAAUUUCGAAAAAUUAUCUGCCAGAAAAUGAAAUCAAUUUACUGCUGUGGGCUGCAGCCGUCGGAGACACCAAACUUUUGAAAACACUUCUUCGCCUUACCAAGCGCAGCGUUGAGGAUAUUACUGACGAGGCGGGCCGGUCGAUCUUGGUAUGCGCGUCUUUCAUGGGUCGAGAUGAAGUCAUUAAAUUUCUAGAGGGCCUACCAGAAUUGGACUGGAAUCGAACUGACAAGAACGAAAGAAGCGCUUUAUCUUGGGCAAUCGGCAAUGGGCACAUUUCAACAACCCAGCUCCUCUUGACAAAAGCCGAUGCUAAUCUUGCGGAUGAGGAUGGGCUUACACCACUUUCUUGGGCUGCAAAGAAUGGCCACGUCAAAACGGCGGCCCUCCUUUAUUCACUGAAGAACUUUCAAAUGCCAGACCUUAGAGCAGAGGGUAAGGAUGGGCUCACACCUCUAAAUCGGGCUGCUGUGGGGGGCCACUCUGAAGUGAUCAAGGAAUUAUUAUCGAAGAUUCCUGAUAACAAUGAAAAUAAAGGGCUUCUGAAUAAUGAUAUAAAAAAAUCACUGGACCUUGCUGCACAACACGAACAUCAAGAAGCAAUAGAGAUCCUAGUUGGGGCAUGGGUAUUCCAGUUUGAUGAUGAACAACAGCGGCUGGACGAAGCGCUCUUUGAAGCCGCCACCAAAGGUUGGCUCAAGUUAACCGAGUGUCUAAUCAGAAACGGGGCGGAUAUUGAUCAUUCCUCAGCUGGUAAGACCCCUCUUGGGAUCGCAGCCGAAGAGGGUCACACAGACGUAAUUCAGUAUUUGCUCUCCAGAGGAGCAAAUCUUGAAUACGCAACGGAUAGGCAGGAAACAGCGAAAGGCGUGGUCACUGGGGGGGAUACACCCAUCUUUCUCGCGAUAAGGAAAGGUUGUGGUGAAGCUGUGAAGGUCCUGCUCGAUGCAGGCGCGGAUACUGAAAGAUCCAACGCGGCGGGCGAAACGCCGUUACACCUUGCUGAACGGCACCCUCUCAUUCUCAGUAUGCUUUUACAGAAGGGCGACGAUGGGAAGCUAGCGACAUCCACUCGCGAUUUGCACAGCGAAACAGAUCAGCUUUUUAACGCCACGAUCGUAGAAUUCAACUCAGGGCACAAAAUCUCGACACGACUUGAAGAAAUUUCUAUCUAUAAACUUCUCAGCGAAGAGAGAUAUACUACGCUACUAGAAGAUAGCCAUAGCACCUCUUUCCAGUGGUAUCAUUUACCCGCGAAUAAUGUCCUGAUUCAUAAACUUUACAAGAAUAGCUUGCCAUCGAGUUACAGAAUUUUGAAACCGGACCGAUGGGCCAAGCGACAGCAUCAUGGACCAACUGGAUCUCCGCAUGCUAGAUUCAUGCAACCACUAUGCGAUCUAGUUCCAAAGGAAGUCGAUACAAAACUUCUUCAUAUCGGAUACAAGAAUUUGACAUUGUAUACCACAGCGAAUGUGGCGCCAGUCCAAGGACAGAUCAAUGCAGACCAAGAUGUCGUACUAUUUAUGCCGUUCUUACAUUGGGACGAAAAAGAUGCGUAUGACGAAAGAAAUUCUGUCAUCGAAAACCGCGGUAAAAACAUGAAUGGCAAGUGGACCAAAGAACAAAAACUACUACAUCACUACGUCUACGAAGGAAGAAAUCAUCCUCUUCACUUAAUGCACACCAGGAGAACCUUGGAUCAAUUCUACUACCACUCGCUAAAAAGUACAGAGAAAAGAGACGGAGACCAAGCCGUCUCCCGGUAUCAAGACGCCAAUUUUCCAAACGAUCCGAAAAUUAUGGCUGUGGCAGACCAACUAUGGCUCUGGGUCCUUGUAGGUCCUUCAAAGAGGGCCCAGGCGGUCAUUUCGUGCUUCCCGAGCAGGCAGACUUCGGAGCUUCGCACCAACAUGCCCCUGGAUCCAAAUGGGAAGACCGACAUCUUGCAUAAAAUCAAACUUUAUCUUCUGCAAGAGCCUCAAGCUGUGAAGAAUCCUUAUGACCUGGUCGGAGUGAUUACCAGCAAGUGCUCAGGAGCAUUCUUAGACCCCUCCAAUCCCCCUAGAGGCUUGCAGUUUUCGGAGGUAUAUGAGAGCUCUAUUAGUAACAUUAUGAAUGAAGAGGCCGAGCUCUUUGAUGAUUUUAACGUGACGUCACGAUUCCGCUCGAAGUAUGCGACUGCGGACCGAGAGAUAUUAGAAAAUCUGGAAGAAAGGUUGGGCAAGGCUCUGCUUGCCCGGCGUCUUACCGACGCUCUUGAUAUUACUCAAGAAAUAGGGCUUUUACGCCAAAUUAAAGACAUCCAGGAUGAACUCAACAUUAUAUCCAUGGUGUUCGAGAAUCAACGAAUCGUGGUAGAGAAAAUGGAGAGAAUAAGUCGCUCAAUGCAAGCCCCGACUUUGGAGCCAGCUUCCCAGGUGUCCGGAAAUGCGAACGACUUGGCAUCGACCGACCCGAAUGAACAAACCCAUGAGACUAAAGGCCUCAGAAAGGAUUCGGAUUCGGGUCCAAAUGAUGCACCGGAGCACACAAAUGCUCGAUUCAAUCCCAAUCUGAUGAAGACAGAGGGCGGAGCGCAGAAGGGCCACGUUCAAAGACCCAGUACACAAAGCACUAUAAACAUUAUAAGGAACGAAGGGAUAGUCAAUAUCGCGCAUAACAACGAUAUGUCUACCACCCAACCAGUCGAUAGGGACAUCUACAAUGGUGACAUCUGGGGAGCCAGCCACAGUCCACCAAAUUCCAGCUUUCCGUUGCGCGUGGUCCUGCAAUGCGCUGAAGACGUAGAAAUGAUGAUUCAACGCACGGAGAGGGCGUACAAAGCUCUAAAUUUCCUUGUUGACUUAAAGCAGAAGCAGAAUAAUGUGGAGGAGGCCCGAGCAACUCGCAUUCAAGCCCAAGCCUCUUUCAAAAUGACAGUAGAGUCUGAGAAACAAGGCAAAACCUUGAUGCUAUUUACGGUUGCCACUAUUGUUUUUCUGCCGUUGUCUUUUAUGGCUGCAUUCUUUGCUAUCAACAUCACCGAGUUCGAGCGCAAUGAGAAAGGAACUCUUGGCUUGAGCUAUGUCUCGAAAAUUAUGUGUCCUUAA